AUAAUGAGCCAGGGGAAAUCUAUUCUUUGUGUGGGAAACACUGUGAUCGAUUUUGUGACUAUAUCUCAAAGCUAUCCCAAAGAGGACACCGAUCGUCGCUGCCUGGAUGGAUUCUGGCAGCGAGGAGGAAAUGCCUCCAAUGUGUGCACGGUUUUAAGGGCUCUCGGGUCUAAAGUGGACUUUUUUGGAAUGUUGAGCAAGUCGGUGGCAUUUCGGGCAUUGAUAGAGGACCUUCGGAAAAGAGAAAUCGGCACGAACCACUGCCCAGAAACAGAAAAAGAUCCUCCCUUCUCUUCAAUAAUUCUAGCCCAGGACUCUGGCACUCGUACCAUAAUACACUGCAACAAAAACUACCCAGAGCCCACUUUUGAGGACUUUAGCAAAAUCGAUCUCUCCCAGUACGGGUGGGUGCACUUUGAAGCCCGCAAUCCGAAGGAGGUUUCCAAAAUGAUCCAGAGCAUACGGGAACACAACAAGAAAACCAGUCAGAAGAUCACCAUAUCCCUGGAUUUCGAGACGAGAUACGACCAGAACCUAGAACUAUGUCAGCCCUGCGAUAUUGUGGUCUUCUCCAAGGAGUUGGCUGCCCAGAAGGGGUGGGAAUCCGCUCGGGAAACGGUGGAAGGACUCGCUGCCGAUAUUUCCGGAAAUGGUGAGAAGCCCGUGAUCAUAUGCCCCUGGGGAAGUCAGGGAGCGGUGUGCCUGGAUGCCACUGGGGACUUUCACAAUAUAGCAGCCUAUAAGCCCGAAAAGAUAGUGGACACACUGGGUGCUGGAGACACCUUUAUGGCAGGACUCAUCUACGCCUCGUUUGUGGACCAACGGUGUCUUACGGAUGCCAUGGAUUUUGCCAACUGGGUGGCUGGCCACAAAAUCUCCGAUUAUGGGUAUGAUCAUAUUACAAAAAUUAUUGAAACUUCAAGCAGAAAACUUCCGACGAAUUUAUAAGAAAAGCAAUAUUAGAAUAAUAAAAAAACCUCCAUGUAAUCCUUCAAAAACUCUGGAGCAUAAGAAGAUUUUGGAAAUAAACAGCGCUUAUGUAUUCUUACAAAUUUUAUAAACUUGUCAAAUUCAUUAUGAAUAUAUUAUAAUUAUUUCGUGAUUA
Drosophila bipectinata is the source of this 1105-nucleotide messenger RNA. RefSeq names its product ketohexokinase. The record is from RefSeq and is a predicted model, not a curated record. Gene Ontology annotation, biological process: fructose metabolic process. Gene Ontology annotation, molecular function: ketohexokinase activity. Lineage: Eukaryota; Metazoa; Arthropoda; Insecta; Diptera; Drosophilidae.